This is a messenger RNA of Saccostrea cuccullata (small rock oyster), 1411 nucleotides long. RefSeq lists its product as uncharacterized. The transcript has a single exon. The record is from RefSeq and is a predicted model, not a curated record. NCBI's taxonomy places the organism in Eukaryota, Metazoa, Mollusca, Bivalvia, Ostreida, Ostreidae. Bases 27 to 1163 code for a protein of 378 amino acids.
UAAUGUAAAAUACAAUUGUUUUAGAAAUGUCAGAGUUAGGAGAUCAUUUUGUACCUGACUAUGAGGAAGAACCUCUACCAAACCACGUGCAAGGUUCCACUUUAGGUAAAAAAGGGAAAAAGUGCCCUGUUUGUAAUUCAAAAUUUACACAUGUCCGACGGCAUGUUAUUCAAGAACAUAUUCCUUGGUUUCUUUAUCCAAAGACAUCAUGUUGGACAUGUGAAUUAGGUUUUGGCCAGGAAAGGUUUUUGAGGCUACAUAUAGAAAAAGAACAUUUUGAUGACUCCACAUACUGUAGAUAUGAUAUUAACAUUCAUGGUCAUAUUUGGGUUGAAAAAAUAUCUACUUUAAUCAACAGAUUCAACAAAGUAAAUGUGAUAUCGUUUAUAAAUUCAAAUGAAAAGUUUUCUGCAUGUUUAGGAACAAUUUGGCAAGAGGAUGACCUUGUUCAAAUAAAAUAUUACUUAGAAACAACUCAUCAACACCAGUCAUUACCAAAGUCUCCUUAUCCUGCUCAAAACUUUACAAGUUUGUUUCACUGGAAAAUACUUAGUAUUCUGUUGGAUAUAAGCAGCCCUCCUGCUGAGGUUCUACAAAAUUGUGAACUUACAAAAGAGAAAGACAUACUCAUAAUAGGAUCCUCAAUUAUUCAUUGGGCUCAUCAAAGAUCUAUUGACACCUACUCUACUGACUUAGGUUUACAAAAUUGCAACAUUAAGUGGCAUGGAAUAAGAGGCAUGAGAUGGUCUUCGCUUACAGAAACACUUCACUCUGCUACGAAAGAUAUUAUUCCAAACAUUAUCAUAAUUCAUUUAGGAUCUAAUAACAUCUCCUUUUCAAGUCCUUUUUCUCUCAUUACCAAAAUGAAAAAUGACAUUUCUUCAUACAUGGAGAAUUUUCCAGAUACAAUUUUUAUUUAUUCGGAAUUAUUGUCAAGAAGAGUCUGGGGCAAAAUCGCAGUCUGGGAGGGAGAAAACAAGAAAAUGAUAAUCAAUAGAGAAUUAGGAUCAUUUAUGGAAAGAAGGGGAGGGAAAGUGAUAUUCCAUCAUGAAAUUCAUUGGAAAAACAGAACACUUUUUAGAAGAGAUGGGGUACAUUUGACAGAAAUUGGAAAUGACAUUUUACUAUCAGACUUCAAGGAUGCUUUAAGAAUGUUAUGUUGAUUUUAUAGUGUCAUUACUUUUAAAUUUGUAUAUAUUUGUACAGUGUACUGCUUUUAUACUUAAAUGGCAUUAAGUCGGAUGUUCUGAUUUGUGCCAUAUCCCGGGGCUUAUUAAAACGGGGAGGAAUGUAGUGAUAAAGGUUUUAUAAAAUAGUUCGGGUUCGGGAUACAUAUAUUUGAUACGUCACAAUCAGCUGAUUUACCACCAUAUUAAGCCAGUUGUGAUUAUACCCUGGAUUGACACAGACG